GGCAAGCCAAACAGCCAAAGACUUCAGACUGAAGAUGAUGAUCCUGUGUAUUUCUGUCAUGCUUCUAAGUAAGAUGUACACUGCACAUUCUGAGGUUGUCCAUCAACCAGACCCAGUGGUGACCGUCUCUGUUGGUGAUAAUGUCACUCUGCGUUGCUCUGUUCUGAAAGAAGAUCAUAGUGAUCCAAUUGUUUGGUACAAGCAAACUUCAGGACAUCAACCACGUGUUGUUGUACUGGUUCAGAAAUUUGCGGGGAAACCUCAGUUCUAUAAUGAGUUUAAAUCUUCACGUUUUACUAUUGAAAGAGCACAUGAAAUCUGUCACUUAAAGAUUUCAAAUGUCAUUUCAUCUGAUAAAGCAAUGUAUUACUGCGGCUGGAGAAAGUUUGAGACCGUUUUCGCUGGAGGCACAUACUUGGCUUUGAAAGGGUCACAAAACAACCAACAUAAAUUCAACGUGUCUAUUCACCAGCAUCCAGUGACGGAGUCUGUCUACCCUGGAGUUACGGUGACCCUGCUGUGCUCUGUGCUGUCUAAACACACAACAGCAGAUAUGAGAAUGUUCUGGUUCAGAUCUGAUUCAGGGAAAUCUGUUCCUGAAAUCAUGUACACUCGUAAUCAGAGUGAUCAAUGUGAGAUUGAUACUUUUAGGCAGAGUUGUACAUACAAUCUCUCCAAGAACAUUGUCAGCCAAACGGACACUGGCACUUAUUACUGUGCCGUAGUCACCUGUGGAAAAAUUUUGUUUGGGAAUGGGACAAAAAUAAAUAUGGUAAAGCCAGUGGAUCCUGUAGUGAUUAUCUUGGGGGUAUUUCUGAGUGUUUGUGUGGUUGUGAUCACUGCUCAAGCUGUUUUGAUUCAUAAAAAGGAAAGAUACUACUGCAACAGAGAAAAGCUGCUGCAAGACAUUGAAAAACAACAUCCUUCCAGUCAGGACUGUGAUGCAGUGCAUUUGAAUUAUGCUGCCUUGCACUUUAAAAGGAAACCAAAAGAGGCAGAAUGAAGGGAGAAUUACCUCAAGAUAGAGUUUUCGCUUCAGUGAGCUAUUUCAGAUAACUACUGCCUAACUUAAAUUUUCCCAAAAAGUAUGAUACCAAAGUCACGCUUAAAAAUGUGUGAUUGUCAUUGCAUUAUAUGACAAACUAUCAAACCAAGUGGCAUUUAUUUUUUUUUAUGAAGAUUAGCAUACAUAUUGUUCAAGCAAAACAUUUCAUAACAAGAUGUUUGUCAGAUUUUAGAUGAUAAAUCAAUAGCUAGAUAUACUCAAUAAAAAAGUAUUUGGACACUGGUUGUCAAAAUUAGUGAAACAAAUACAUAUUUAAUAUGAGAGUAACUGCACCUGCGGUUACUCUGCUAGAUCAUGUUGGAACUUGAGGGUAUCUAUACUGUAUGUAUAGACUGUAUCACAUAGGGAAUUUACAGACACUCGGUAUUGAUUCCUAUGAUUUACUGACAUUUCUUAAGGCUAAUAUGCAAUUUUAAAGUUUGUACACUCAAUUUAGAAGUCAUGCAGUUGUGAUCAUAUUAAAACAUCAUGAGUGAAGUCAAGGAGUGAAAAAGCAUUUUUUAUUUUAUUUCUUUUUCUCUAAAAUUCAUGUGGAAAUUGUCUUUAAAAUGGGAUCUAAUGGAAUCUAAUCUAAUUUCUACUUCACAAAAAUAUUUGAAAUG
This is a messenger RNA of Myxocyprinus asiaticus (Chinese sucker), 1668 nucleotides long. It is a transcript of the gene nitr13, whose product is annotated as novel immune-type receptor 13. Lineage: Eukaryota; Metazoa; Chordata; Actinopteri; Cypriniformes; Catostomidae. The transcript has 6 exons. The record is from RefSeq and is a predicted model, not a curated record. Bases 35 to 1003 code for a protein of 322 amino acids. Gene Ontology annotation, biological process: response to bacterium.